AUGUUGACUAUACAGAGACUUCCAUCGCCGUUAAUCACAACUGGAUUACUGUUGUUGCUCUUACCGUUGUGUUUGACUUUCACCUGCAGUGCCGCUCCCGCCCACGCCCCCACACUGUUGAGUGUGGCCGGCAGUGUGGUGGUCCCACUCAACGCCACCCCAUUCAUUGACGUUCAGGUCGUCGACGGGAGCAGCGGCGCCGUUCUCCGCUUCCUCCCACUCGACGCCAGCCGCACCUUCGCCUUCGCCGGCCUGCCGCCAGCCGCCACGGAGGUGCGUCUCUUCCUGCGGCUGCCCGAGCGGCGGUUCCGCUUCUCGCCGGAGGCCUCCACACUCGCCGUGGCCAUCCCGAAGAAUACAGUCGGCGGCGUGGCCCCGUGGCUGCAGCUCACCGCAGCGGUGGAGGAACUGCAGAGCACACCGGCCGGCGAACAACAACAGGGAAGUCUUCUCGCCCUUCUUGUGACGGUAGUGGGAAUGGUACUGGCAAUCGCAGGGCGGCACAAACUCGUUUCGUUACUGCAUUUACCGGUCGUGAAGCUGCCAAAGCAGCGCAGGAUGGUUGUACCUAUGAGUAGGUAG
Trypanosoma theileri is the source of this 582-nucleotide messenger RNA. RefSeq lists its product as uncharacterized. The record is from RefSeq and is a predicted model, not a curated record. NCBI's taxonomy places the organism in Eukaryota, Euglenozoa, Kinetoplastea, Trypanosomatida, Trypanosomatidae. The transcript has a single exon. Bases 1 to 582 code for a protein of 193 amino acids.